AUGCUUUGCAUCCAACUCAUAAGCUUGCCAGCUGAUUUGUUUGCUUUCCCCAGACCAUAUUGGCAAUGCUAUUUUCCAAAUACUCAAGCAAUAAUAUAUGUAGUCGAUUCCAGCGAUACUGAUAGGCUAGGAAUUGCUAAGGAGGAGUUUCAUGCAAUCUUGGAGGAGGAAGAGUUAAAAGGUGCUGUUGGUCUCAUUUUUGCAAACAAGCAGGAUCUUCCUGGUGCACUUGAUGAUGCUGCGGUAACAGAUGCCUUGGAGUUGCACAAGAUUAAGAACCGCCAGUGGGCAAUUUUUAAAACCUCUGCCAUAAAAGGAGAAGGUCUAUUUGAGGGCUUGGACUGGUUGAGUAAUACACUCAAGUCUGGAGGUGGCUAAUUUUUGGAGAAGAAACAGAGUUUGCUGCUGUAUAGCAAAAACUGAACAACAAAGGAUGUGAUUAUUUCUUGUUAGUGUUUGUGAUAGAGGUUCAGUCAUGGGUGCGUCUUUUGGUCUUCAAUGAUUUUGGGAGCAAACUGAUGAUAGAACGUUAAAUCUUCGCCACAGAUAAUGAAUAUUAAGGUAUACUAUGAUGAAGUACUUUGGUUGGCUAUACCAUAAGAGCAUAUUGGACUAUAAUCAUUUCCACUGAAUUGGAUAGUUAGGCUUAGUGGAAGAUCAAAUUCCAGAUCACAGCUGAUCUGUUUAAAAGACCAUAUGAUUAGUUGCAUUCUACUGGUGCUAUUCUAUGAAGUGAUUUGUUUGUAAAUGACCUCACCUUUCUUUUCUAGUAUAUGUACCUAGUUGUUAUUGAGCUUCUUUCAGUGUAAUUGCUAACGGGUAAUCGUCUCAACCACACUUUUUGGGGUUCAUGACUGUAAUACACACUAAAGAUGCAAGCAAUCACCUGCCAGUCACACCAACUUGUGCAGAUUGAACUCCUUCAGUACCAUGGGCAACUGGCAGUUAAAAACUUCACCAUUACUUGGAUAAUAGGCUUGGCUUGAUGCUCUGAAGUACAGUUAGAUGUGCCUAACAAUGAAUAUUGCUUUUGCUGUUAGCUGAUCAACAGUUUUUAUUAUGUUAUCUCGUUUGUUUGUGAGGUUUGUGACAUUUUUUUUUGGUAAGGUGUUUAUGAAAUAUCAUUUUUGUUCGUGAGAAUUUUUUUGCCAUGCUUCACCUGCCAUUGCUUUCUGGGAUAUGACAAUGAAAG
Ilex paraguariensis (yerba mate) is the source of this 1192-nucleotide messenger RNA. The record is from the annotation of a GenBank genome assembly. Lineage: Eukaryota; Viridiplantae; Streptophyta; Magnoliopsida; Aquifoliales; Aquifoliaceae.